Molecule: messenger RNA, 2172 nt
Organism: Plasmodium gonderi
Lineage: Eukaryota; Apicomplexa; Aconoidasida; Haemosporida; Plasmodiidae
Product: queuine tRNA-ribosyltransferase
Exons: 1
Coding region: 1-2172 (723 amino acids)
Biological process (GO): tRNA wobble guanine modification; tRNA queuosine(34) biosynthetic process
Cellular component (GO): cytoplasm
Molecular function (GO): pentosyltransferase activity
Source: RefSeq, a predicted model, not a curated record
AUGAAAACAUUAACGUAUAUAAUUUUUUUGACUUAUGCAUUUUUAAAUGUACUUUUUAACUUGACAUGCAAAAAUAAAGGUCUUAAAAAUGAGUGUAAGUUAAAUAGACUAAAAUGUUUUUCAAGUGCAAAAAAAAAACAUUACAAACGGAAAGUGGUACCAAAUGGGUUUAGCAAGAUAAAUAGAAAGGACCUAUGGGGGACACAUUCCAUGUGCGAAAAAAAAGGGACCUCGAGGAUUUGUUUCUUGAAUCAGUUGAAGAAAAAUUACCCUAAGGUGAUAAGAAGAUGUUACUAUGAUAAGAACCAGGAACGGAAGAAACACCGUCUCUAUAAGGCAAUUUUGCAGGUCAAGAGGACUCCGCUCUACUGGUCAUCUGGGGAUUCCCACGCAGGAAGACACGUGGGCAGAGACACAGACAGACACAGUAACUUCCAUCCGAAGUGUCUGGCGAACCACUUCAGCGAUUACCCCGGAUUCAGCUUCUCAGUGCUGAAAGAGUACCAAGAAAAAAAGAACCAUGGUAGAAUUGGAAUUAUAAAAACCCCGAGAGGAGAAAUAGAAACCCCGAAUUUUUUGUUCUGUGCUACAAAAGGGUGCAUGAAAUCUACACCAAUAGGAUUUAUAAAGAAUUCUAGAACCCAAGUUAUUUUAGCAAACACUUUCCAUUUACUAAUUCAUCCCAAGCCUCAUAUCAUUUUUCAGCUAGGUGGAUUGCACAAAUUUAUGAAUUGGGAUGGUCCUAUUUUGACAGACUCUGGGGGAUACCAACUAUUCAGCAUGGCCUUUGGUUCUGUUUCGGACGAGAUCAAAAGGAAAUCCACUUGUACACGGGAAAAAACACCCAGGGUGGGGAAAAACGUGAGUGGAGUUGACAAAGUUGAUAAAGUUGAUAAAGUUGACAAAGUUGACAAAGUUGAUAAAGUUGACAAAGUUGACAAAGUUGAUAAAGUUGAUAAAGUUGACAAAGUUGACAAAGUUGAUAAAGUUGACAAAGUUGACAAAGUUGACAAAGUUGAUAAAGUUGAUAAAGUUGACAAAGUUGAUAAAGUUACCGAUGCUGACAAAGUUAAAGCAGUAGAAAAGGUAGAAGGCGUGGUAAGCGCGGACGAGGCAGAUAGAGGGGUCCCUCCGAAGUGCAGCAAAGUCAUUUUAAAAAUAAAUGAACAGGGAGCAUUGUAUAAAUCAUACUAUGACGGAUCAGUUGACAUGCUGACACCUGAAAGUUCGAUACAAGCACAAUAUCUUCUAGGUAGUGAUUUUGCAGUUGUGCUAGACGAAUGUACACCAUAUCAUAUAGCAAGAGAAUACACUGAGCGAUCAAUGCAUAGAUCACAUAGGUGGUAUAUUAGAUGUCUGCUAGAAUUUCACAAAGCUAUGAAUAUGCCAAAUUAUCAUGCUUAUCUAAAUGAUUUAUACAAUAAGAAAUAUAAAACUAAAUACAAAUGGGAUGAAAGAAAUAGCAAUAAACAAGCUUUGUAUGGAAUAAUACAAGGAGGUAUAUACAGAGAUUUGAGAAAAAAGAGUUGCCAUGUAGUUUGCAAUAUGCCAUUCUUUGGUUUAUGUAUUGGUGGAUGCCUAGGAAAAGAUAAGAAAAUGAUGUAUAAUGUUAUAGAAAAAACUAUGGAUUUUGUUAGACAUGAGAUACAUUCAUCAUCUCGUGAAAAAAUAGACAAUGAGGAAAGAACAAUAUAUCUGAAUAGAAAUGAUAGCAAUACAUUUUCAAAUGAAAGUUAUGUUAAACGAAAACCUGUACACCUCUUGGGUAUAGGACAAAUUAAGGAUAUUUUUUUUGGAGUGCGACAAGGAAUUGAUACUUUUGAUUGUGUGAUUCCAACGAGGUUAGGAAGACAUGGAUAUUUUUUAUGUAAAGUUGAUACUAUUAAAAGUAUAGAAAAAAAAUUAUGUAGAUUUAUUAAAACUGAAUAUGUGAAAAUAAAAUUACAAAUUUUUAAGUUAGAUAAUACUCCUUUAGAAAAGAAUUGCCCAUGUUACACUUGUUUGAAUCACACGAGGGCGUAUUUACAUCAUCUUUACAAAAUUAAUGAUAAUUUAUUGGGAACUUUACUGACCAUACAUAAUGUCUAUUAUAUGAAUCGAUUAAUGCAGGACGUUCGCUGGGGAAUAAUGCAUGAUCUUUUGGACAAGGUUGAGGCACAGUGGGUUCGAUAG